Messenger RNA from Nymphaea colorata (pocket water lily), 634 nucleotides. Its product is annotated as E3 ubiquitin-protein ligase ATL42-like. The transcript has a single exon. Lineage: Eukaryota; Viridiplantae; Streptophyta; Magnoliopsida; Nymphaeales; Nymphaeaceae. The coding region runs from base 1 to 603 and encodes 200 amino acids. The record is from RefSeq and is a predicted model, not a curated record.
AUGGGUCCGUCUUCUCCGCUGCUCUUCUGCUUCUUCUUCUCGUUCGUCGCCUUUUCUCUGGCAUCUGAACCAAGCCAGGAGACAGAAAGGGGAUCUAAACUCACAACCUUCUUCCUUCUCUUCUUCCUGGUCCUUAUCGCUCUUAUCUUGGUUCUCUUUCUGCGACUAUGCAGGAGUACCGCCAUCAUGGCCGUCCGCAGCAGCACCGCCCGUGCUGGUCGUGUUCAAGUGGUCCGUUCCGAGACUCUUCAACCGCCACCCGCUGGUAUCAGGAAGGAGGUCAUCAAUUCCCUGCCCGUUUUCCAGUUCGCGUCGUUCCCGGCGGGAUCGAGCGCCGGCGCGGAAUGCGCCGUUUGCCUUGCUGGAUUUGAAGACGCCGAUCUGCUCCGCGUGCUGCCCAAGUGCAGGCACGCGUUUCACAUGGGCUGCGUAGACAAAUGGCUGGAGGGCCACGAGAGCUGCCCUGUCUGCAGGCAGAGUGUUGAGGCACAGGACAUCUUGUCGUUGGACAUCUCUCCUCGUGACAGUAACACAAAGCAAGAUGAUUCAGGUCAUGCGCCGGCUGCUGUUUCUGGUUCGGAACACAGAAUCACAGUUUCAUGAGAUGCAAACUGCGGUAAUCUUCUCUAGAUGG